UGCAGCACCGAGAGAACAUUCAGAGACUCGUUUGCUGCUCGAAUCCGUCUCGCGAAACCUACAUUUUCGUUAAUAGCGUGCAACCUUAAGAAGACCUUGACACGAAAAUGACGACGAAAAUCUAAGAAACUAUUUUCUCACACACUGGUGGCACAAAACCCUCAUUUUCGCCACACUGCGAAGGGGUUGAUGCAAUUGCUUUGAAAGACGCGUGCAUCAGCAUCCCCGUAUACGCGUUCGCUGCUGCUCGCACGAUCUGUAUCCGACAGCAGCAAAACUUGCAUCGGUAGCCGCAACUAGUCGCCUCGACCGGUUGUGCUCGGAGAGAGACAUGUUGAACGAUUGGCAGCCGCAAUUGGUGACGGUGUGGUGGGAACGAUGCGAUGUAUAAAGAGUCUCGUUGCGACCGCCACCAAUUAUUCUAACAUCGUCGUCGGUCCUGUUUCGAUAACUCGAAAGAAAAAUCGUAUCUCGUAUCUCAUAUUCGACGCAAUUCGGAAACGCGAGACGUUCCUCGAAGACUGGUUGUACGCAAGAGAGACCUUCCACCCGGAUAUCCUGUGAUAAGGAACAGCGAAUCUCGCUCGAUCUGCAUCGGAGUGGUGAAUUUUUCGUGUGAAAAAUCGGUGCCUCUCUUAGUUUCACGGCGAAGGAUCGAAUUAUGCCGACGUGUACCUGCCAAAAUAGGACUCUGGACGAGUCGGGGGAACACGUUUGCUCCCUGAAGCUACCGGUGGAGAAAGACAAGACCAAAGAGACCGGGGAAUACACCGAUCCGGUUAGGUACAGCGAUGGCUCCGUACGGUUACGAAAUCCCAACAUCGAGCUCAUGGACCAGGAUAUAUUGUAUCAUCUCGCGCUCGGCAGCGGUUCCCACGACCUCGUCGAAAUGUUCGGCGACGUCAAAUUCGUCUGUAUGGGCGGCACGCCGAAACGGAUGGAAAACUUUGCAAACUAUAUCAUGAAGGAAAUUGGUCACAAGCUGCCAGCCGGAACGACUCUUCUCGACAUCACUAAGAACUCUUACCGCUAUUCUAUGUACAAAGUUGGCCCGGUUCUCUCUAUUAGCCAUGGUAUGGGCGUACCUUCGGUCAGCAUCCUGCUCCACGAAGUGAUCAAGCUGAUGUAUCAUGCGAAAGUGAAGGACCCAGUCUUCAUCAGGAUUGGAACUUGCGGUGGAAUUGGCCACGAAGGUGGUACGGUGGUUAUCUCAGAAGAGGCUGUGGACGAGACGAUAAAGUCUGACAUGGAAUUGAUGGUUCUUGGGAAGCUGGUGCGCAGACCGGCCAAGCUGGACCGGCAGCUGGCUCGCGAUCUUAAGGCCCUGGCCCAUCGUGACGAUCCCUACGACACCGUGGUCGGGAAGACCAUGUGCUCCAAUGAUUUUUACGAGGGCCAAGGUCGACUGGACGGCGCGUUCUGCGAGUUUUCGGAGAACGAAAAAAUGGACUAUCUUACCAAGCUGCAGAAGGCCGGAGUGGUGAACAUCGAGAUGGAGAGUCUCUGUUUCGCCGCUCUGACGCAUCACGCCGGCAUCCAGUCCGCUGUUGUGUGCGUCACGCUGUUGGAUCGACUCAAAGGCGAUCAGGUUCUAGCACCCAAGGAAGUGUUGGAAGAAUGGCAGAUGCGACCCCAGCAGCUAGUUGCUCGCUACAUCACCACGUACCUUCAACGAAAGGGUCGUCUUUCCCUGGAAGGUUCCCACGGUUCCAUGUACGUGAAGAGUCCGCGUCGGUUCAAAUUGGUGCAGCAGGAAUCCGAGAAUUACGAUUAAAUGAUCGUGACACGAGUUGAAAAAUAUGCUACAAAGAUCUCCUGGGCUCACGAUGCGAUCGGACACACAUCGGCUCGAUUUUCGAGUCGGCGAUCGCAAUUAAUUUACGUCGCACAAACCGCCCCGUAGAUUCACCUGUUUUCUAUUUAUUUGCAAACAAAAUAAUUUUGCUCAUAAGUCGCGCAGCAGAGACGCGCCCAAAAUAAAUUUGAUUUGAAAUAGAAGAUAAACGGGGGAUGUAAAAAAACAGGAGCAGAUUUGGUCUAUUUAAUUUAAAUAUUGUGUACGGCAUAAUGCCGUACAUAAAAGCUUUUUUCUUGAAUAACGCAAAACACAUUAUAAAAUUCCUAUUAUUGUAUCCGUUGUUCUACGUGAUAUUUAAAUUACUUACAAAUCUGCCCCAAUAUUCAAAUUUUUCUGAUAAAAUCCUUGAUUAAAAACAUUUGAUUCUUUUUAUCGAAUGAGAAUAUUUGACAGUGCAGAUGACUUGCACAAAACUAAGUGGCACAAUUUUAUUUCAUAUUUAAUUUGGUACUACUUUUUACAAUAUUUAAUUGGCUCAAAAUUAAAUUUGUUUUGCUGAAAAAUUGCCUGGGUCUUUUUGCGUUUUAUGAAUUACUGAUAGUAAUUUUAGCCAAAAAUUAUAAAACUUCUCGCAUUGCGAGAAAACCAUCGUACGCGCGACAAUGAUGCGGUGAUUCCCGAGAGAUUCAUAAGAAAAUUAAAAUGACUGUCAAAGUUUCACCGUUUAUUUCGCGCGGUGACCCAAGUACAAAGUGUGCAGGAAUUUGCAAACUGCGCUCGAACGAGAAAACCAUGCACAUUUUUCACAAACAUAUCUUUUGUGAUCAGUUGCAUAAGCUUUGAUUAGCACAAAUUAUAAAUAAUAAAUAUAUCUUAUAAUCCGCGGUAUCGAAAUAAAAUCGUCACUUAAAAUAAAAACACGUCAGCAAAUUCCAGAUAUAUAACAACUGCGAUAAGGAAAUGGAAUAAUCGGAGGGAGUUAAUCGAAAUUAUGAUGCAAUUGAUCACAUUUCGUAAAGAUUUAAUUUUAGGGGACAAGAACGUACAGCACGUUCACGUAUUUGCCGAUUAAAUGAUGAAGAAUUCUUUUUCUGUUGUACCCUAAAUGAAUGACGACGAUUGUCUCGUAAAUUUUCAGGGAUUUAUAUUGAGAAUUUAGAAAACAAGAAAUUCGCUAACGGACCUAUCCGCGGUUUGCGUGUUGUAUCGAGAGCAGUUUCGAGAGAGAAAUUGUACAUUUAGCCUCGCGUAAUCGCCGACGUGUAAUAGACAUACGCGGUGAUACGAAGAAUCUAUAUACGUAUUAAUUACACUCUUUAGAAAGUUUGGUAGCACACAUUCCAUAUAAAAAUAUAUAUAAUAUAGUCGAAGAACUAGCGUGUUUUCGUUCAAUUGUUAUCCGUAAGAUAGACCGGGGACUAUCAUAUAUUAUAUAUAUAUAUAUAUAUAUAUGUAAGUUUUGAGAAUAUUCGCAAUCAUGAUUCGAAUGACGGAGAUCGGAUUGGAAAUUGUAAUGAAACGUUUGAAUAGAGAUCAUUGUCUGAUAAAUAAUAUUCUUCUUAUAAAUGCUUCGAAAUAUUUUGAAAAAAAAAAAACUAUGGCGCGGAACGAAAAAAAUAGUCAACAAAUAAUUGUUCUUAAUCCUUUCUCAACUUCUCCUUAUAUCGAUCAAUCAAGAUGCUUGUGCAAUGCCAUGUCGCAAGAUAUUUAUAAAUGUUAUAUUAUAAUUAUAUAUAAUUAUAAAUUAUAAAUUAAUUUAUAUAUAUAAUUAUAUUAUAAUUAUAAUUAGUGUUAUGUGUUGUAUCUCAUUAUUGUGUGCAAAAAAUGCGAUUUGAGUUUUCUAUUAAAUACUGUUGAAACAAGAUAAUCGAAGAUUCUCGAUUACGUAGAAUGUAUUGCACUAUAAUAUUAUGAUAUACCAAUGCGCUAUGAUAACCAGUUCAAAUGGGAACGACCGAUCUAUCACGAAAUUCAA
This is a messenger RNA of Nylanderia fulva, 3773 nucleotides long. Its product is annotated as uridine phosphorylase 1. Gene Ontology annotation, cellular component: cytosol; cytoplasm. Gene Ontology annotation, molecular function: uridine phosphorylase activity. NCBI's taxonomy places the organism in Eukaryota, Metazoa, Arthropoda, Insecta, Hymenoptera, Formicidae. The record is from RefSeq and is a predicted model, not a curated record. Gene Ontology annotation, biological process: uridine catabolic process; nucleotide catabolic process.